CGGCCAUGGAGAGUCACCGUUGGCUGCCUCUGGAGGCCAAUCCCGAGGUCACCAACCAGUUUCUCAGACAAUUAGGUCUGCAUCCCAACUGGCAAUUUGUUGAUGUGUACGGUAUGGAACCUGAACUCCUUAGCAUGGUGCCACGACCAGUUUGUGCUGUACUGCUUCUCUUUCCAAUUACAGAAAAGUAUGAAGUAUUCAGAAUAGAAGAAGAAGAAAAAAUAAAAUCAGAGGGACAAGAUGUCACAGAAUCGGUGUAUUUCAUGAAGCAAACCAUCAGUAAUGCCUGUGGAACAACUGAUUUGAUCCACGCCAUUGCUAACAACAAAGACAAAAUGAAUUUUGAAUCUGGAUCAGCAUUGAAAAAGUUCUUGGAAGAAUCUCUAAGUAUGAAUCCUGAAGAAAGAGCCAGAUACCUAGAAAAAUAUGAAGCUAUUCGAGUUACUCAUGAAUCGAGUGCCCAUGAAGGUCAGACAGAGGCACCAAGUAUAGAUGAAAAAGUAGAUUUGCAUUUUAUUGCAUUAGUUCAUGUAGAUGGGCAUCUCUAUGAAUUAGAUGGGUGCAAACCAUUUCCAAUUAACCAUGGGAAAACUAGUGAUGAUACUUUAUUAGAGGAUGCCAUAGAAGUUUGUAAGAAGUUCAUGGAACGGGACCCAGAAGAGUUAAGAUUUAACACAAUUGCUCUUUCUGCAGCAUAG
Molecule: messenger RNA, 698 nt
Organism: Trichosurus vulpecula (common brushtail)
Lineage: Eukaryota; Metazoa; Chordata; Mammalia; Diprotodontia; Phalangeridae
Product: ubiquitin carboxyl-terminal hydrolase isozyme L3-like
Exons: 1
Coding region: 6-698 (230 amino acids)
Biological process (GO): ubiquitin-dependent protein catabolic process; protein deubiquitination
Cellular component (GO): cytoplasm
Molecular function (GO): cysteine-type deubiquitinase activity
Source: RefSeq, a predicted model, not a curated record